This is a messenger RNA of Leopardus geoffroyi (Geoffroy's cat), 1191 nucleotides long. It is a transcript of the gene C1QC, whose product is annotated as complement C1q C chain. The record is from RefSeq and is a predicted model, not a curated record. The coding region runs from base 158 to 895 and encodes 245 amino acids. The transcript is spliced from 3 exons. Gene Ontology annotation, molecular function: protein binding. NCBI's taxonomy places the organism in Eukaryota, Metazoa, Chordata, Mammalia, Carnivora, Felidae.
AGGGUGACAGAGGGGAGGGGGCCGCCCAGCCUGCUCUGGGCCCUCUCUGCUGUGUCCGCUCUGACACCGUGUCCUCCAGUCGGGGAGAGGGGAAGCAGAUUUGAGGAUACCUCUGUGACCAGACCAGAAUCCUGCCACCCCCAGAUCCUUCCCCAGGAUGGACACAGUGUCCAGCUCCCGGCCCCCCCUUGGACUAAACCUGCUGGUGCUGUUGCUGGUGCUGCCACUUGGGGGCCAGGCCAGCACAGGCUGCUACGGGAUCCCCGGGAUGCCAGGCCUGCCGGGGGCCCCAGGGAAGGACGGCCACGAUGGCCUGCCGGGGCCCAAGGGUGAGCCAGGAAUCCCAGCCAUCCCUGGAACUCAAGGACCCAAGGGUCAGAAGGGAGAACGCGGCACACCUGGGCAUCCCGGGAAAAAUGGCCCCACGGGAACGGCUGGUAGUCCAGGGGUUCCCGGCCUCACGGGACCCCCUGGGGAGCCGGGCGAGGAGGGCAGAUACAAGCAGAAGCACCAGUCUGUCUUCACGGUCACACGGCAGACAUCCCAGCACCCCACGCCCAACAGCCUGGUCAAGUUCAACGUAGCCAUCACCAACCCGCAGGGCGAUUAUGACACAAGCACUGGCAAGUUCACCUGCAGAGUCCCAGGUCUUUACUACUUUGUGUACCACACGUCGCAGACAGCCAACCUGUGCGUGCUGCUGUACCGGAGUGGUGUCAGGGUGACCACCUUCUGUGACCACCUGUCCAACAGGAAGCAGGUCAGCUCGGGCGGUGUGCUGCUGCAGCUGCAGGCGGGAGAGCAGGUGUGGCUGGCGGUCAAUGACUACAACGGCAUGGUGGGCACCGAAGGCUCGGACAGCGUCUUCUCUGGCUUCCUGCUCUUUCCUGACUAGGGCAGCCAGGCCCGCCCCAGGCCCGGGGCCGCCCCGCUCCCCUCAGCUUCCCUGCAAGAACCGCUGUGCCCAGACCCUUCUCCCCACCUGAUGGACUCCUCCUCCAGGAAGCCCGCCCUGAUGCCCUUGCCCCAACUUCUCUCCCUCCUCCGAACUCCUUCAGGAGUCACUGCUUUGAGACUUAACCAGCACCCUCUAACACUGUCAAUGUUUUUUGUUUUUGUUUUUUUUUUCCCCAAGUCUCCGGAAAGGCAAGGUGAUAUACAAAUAAAUAAAUAAAUAAAUGGAAAAAUGUG